AGUUUUUCGCGGACUUUUCACGCAUUCACAGUGCUUUCUUUUAUCGCGAUAGCAGUUCCCACACAUAACUGAAAAAAAAAUCUUUUCUUACAUCUUGAGCCUUUGUAUUCUCCUCAAGUUCUUGGAAUUCUUACUAGAAAUCUUUUCAUAUUGCCAAAAAAACUUCCUUUCUUUCUAAGGAGCAUUUUGGAAAGAAUUCAUUUUAUUGAUAAAUAAAUCGAUCCUGAUUUUCUGUUCUUUGGUAAUUCAAUUAGAAAUUAUCUGGAGGACAAGUUUAGCACUUGAAGAGUUUCUUUAAUCGGAUUUUAUGUUGAGUGAGUGAUAUAUUCAUCAGUUUGCAAAAUGAGUUACAUGCGAUUGGACUCACUUCCUGAUCCGGGAAACCGUUUCGAACUUGGUGAUGUUAUUGGGAAUGGGGUUUGUGCAAAGGUUUAUCGGGCUAUUGAUACCCAAGCUAGUGGGAAAAAUGUGGCUAUCAAGGUGCAAAAUUAUGAGAAAGAAUUGAGGAUUCAUAUUGAGGAAGAAUAUCGGGUUUUACGGGAUUAUGCCAAUCAUCCUAAUUUGCCGCGCUUCUAUGGAGUCUACAAGAAGAAAAUCCUUGGUGAAUCUGAUCAGAUUUGGUUUAUCCUGGAAUUGUGCGAAGGUGGGCCUGUUAAUGAGCUUGUUCGUCGAUUGGAUACAGUAGGAAGGCGUCUUACGGAAGAGCAGAUUGCCUACAUCCUGCGAGAAGUGGCCAAGGCUCUCAAUCAUCUCCAUUCCAAGCAUAUAAUCCAUCGAGAUGUUAGGGGUUCUAACGUUCUUCUAACUCAUGAGGGUGAAGUUAAACUCUGUGACUUUGGACUUGCCAGGGAUAUCAAGACAACCCUUGGCAAGAGGGGAACCAACAUUGGCUCCCCAAACUGGAUGGCUCCGGAAAUGUUCUCCGGGACCAGAACUGACGAUGAAAUUUACGGCAGUCGAUGCGAUGUUUGGGCUUUAGGGAUAACGGCUAUUGAAUUGGGUGAUGGGCAUCCUCCCUUUAAGGAUAUGCAUCCAACUAGGGUGAUGUUCCAGAUUGUCAGAAAUCCUCCUCCAACACUAUAUCGACCGGCCAAUUGGAGUCAGAACUACAAUGAUUUUAUUUGUGAAUGCCUUGAGAAGAAUCCCGAGCAUCGUCCUUUUAUGAUCGAAGUUAUGGAGCAUCCCUUCUUUACAGAACUUCCGGAAAAUGACUAUCAUUUGUCGCAAGAGUUGAAAGUCUUGCUUGAAAAUUUUGAAUCAACGGAUUCCGUCGAGAUUCCCCAAGAAAUUUCCAUCUUCAACAAAUGCCUCAAGAAGUACGGAGCAAAACCUGUGAAGAUGUACGUUGAGGAUCUCUCAGCAAUGGAAAGGAUUACUGAAGAAUCAAUCCUGAAUGAGAUCAACUGUCGUCUGAUUGACGGACAAUCUUAUACUUUCGUUGGGGAUGUCCUUUUGUCCCUGAAUUCUAAUGAUUUACCUGCAGAAUUUCCCGAAAGCUUUCACAGCAAAUACAAGUUUAAACCGCGAUCAGAUAAUGCUCCACACAUCUUUUCUGUUGCUGACAAGGCUUACCAGGAUAUGCUUCACCAUGAAGAUCCCCAGCACAUCAUCCUUGCUGGGGAAUCCUUCUCAGGGAAGACCACGAACUGCAAAUUGGCUCUGAAGCAUCUGACAUUUCUCGGAGAAGGCAAUCGGGAUGUGACUGAGAAGGUCCUAAAGUCCUCAAGCAUCAUUGAGGCUCUAACUCAUGCAGGAACCCCAACAAAUCCCAAUUCAACGCGAUGCAUCUUGCAAACUCAGCUGAGUUUUGGAUCAACGGGAAAAAUGAGUGGAGCCAUUUACAAUGUCUUCUUGCUGGAGAAGUCCAGAGUGUCAGCAACGGACAUGACUCACAGCAAUUUUCACAUUUUCUACUAUUUCUACGACGGUAUGAGCUCUCGUAACCGUCUGGGAGACUUCAUGCUCGAUUGUGGCAAGAAGCAGCGCUACUUGAGAAUUCCUGAAUCCCCAGGAAAUACCAAAAUUGCCCACAUCCGGGACAAUGCUGAGGGAAAUGUGGAGAAAUUCAAUCAAUUUGAGCAAUAUUUGAGGGAUUUCAAUCUCUCAGACGAUCAGCUUACAUCAAUAUAUUCAAUUCUCUCGGCAAUCCUUCUGCUGGGUGAGGUGCGUUUCCGGGAGGAGGAGGGUGUAGCUGAGCUGGAGAAUCCUGAGAUGGCAGCCAGAGUGGCUCGAUUGCUCAGUGUAGAGGAAAAGAAGUUCCUCUGGGCUCUGCAGAAUUACUGUGUGGUGGAGAAGGGAACGGCAGAAAGGAGAAGGCACACAGGAAAUGAAGCUCGUGAUGCUAGAGAUGUCCUGGCUGGGACUCUCUUCUCGCGCCUCGUGGACUGGAUCGUCAACACUCUCAAUCAUCGCCUAACUAUCUCGCGAGCAAUUUUCGGUGACAUUCACUCAAUCACCCUCCUGGACAUGUUCGGCUUCGAGUGCUUUGCGCGGAAUCGCAUGGAGCAGCUCUUUGUGAAUUGCCUAAAUGAGCAGAUGCAGUAUCACUUCAAUCAGAGGAUGUUUGUCUGGGAAAUGAUUGAGCAGGAGGAGGAGCAGAUUCCCGUGAUAAAUUUUCGUUUCUACGACAACAAAUUGGCAGUAGAUCACGUCAUGGGCAAACCACGUGGACUCAUGAGUCUCCUGGAUGAUGCAUCAAGAUCCAGGCAGACUCAUGAUUUUAUUACCAGCUCCAUCAAUUCACGAGGCAGUCAGUUUAUCAAGAGAGUGACACCUCAUGAGUUCACCGUGGCUCAUUACACUGGAAGAGUUACUUAUGAUGCCAGAGAUUUCCCAACCAAGAACAGAGAUUUCCUUCCACCAGAAGUUGUGGAUACACUGCGCAGCUCUGUGGACACAGUCGUGAAGACUCUCUUCACGAACUCACUCACCAAAUCCGGGAAUCUGACUAUGGCUUUCGAUGAGAGUGAGUUGGGAAACUUUGGAGGAUUGAGGCAGAGCAAGAGAUCCAAAUGGGGAGCUGCUUUGGUCAACGAGAGGCAGAUGAAAACUAAGAAAAUCAACACUCUGUCGCAUGGAGAGUACUCCCAGGUCCAUAAGAUGCGAACCUUGGCGUCAAUCUUCAGGCACACGUGCCUGGAAGUGUUGCGCUCUCUGGCAAUCGCUGCCACCAGUAGUGGGGUCCACUUCGUGCGUUGCAUCCGGGCUGACUUGGAGAAUCGUCCCAGGGCACUUCAGGGUGAGAUGGUGAGGCAGCAGCUGAAGGCAAUGGCCGUGGUUGACACAGCCGUUGCCGGUCAGAAAGGCUUUCCCUACCGCAUCCCCUUCUCCGAGUUCCUCAGGCGCUACAAGUUCCUCGCUUUUGAUUUCAACGAGAAUGUGGAGAUGACACGUGAUAACUGUCGCCUCCUCCUUGUGCGCCUGAAGAUGGAAGGAUGGGCAAUUGGGAAGACUAAAGUCUUCCUCAAGUACUACAAUGUGGAGUAUCUGGCCAGGCUGUAUGAGACGCAGGUGAAGAAGAUCAUAAAGGUUCAAGCAAUGAUGAGGGCAUUUCUGGCUAAACGGAAUAUGGCUGGAAAAUUGAAAAAGUUGCAACAUGAUUCAAUGAUGCCAUGUCAGCAGCCAGAUGUGGAGAAAGCUGCUCUUUUCAUCCAGAAAGCCUAUCGAGGGUACAUCGUGAGGAAGAAGUAUGGUCCGCUGAUCUGUGCCAAAACGGGCAAAAUUGACGAGGCAACAGCUGAAUUUUUAAAGGACUUUGCACGUCGUUGGCGUUCUAAAACGGUCUAUCAGGUUCUGCUGCACUAUCGUGCUGCCCGAUUCCAGGAUCUUGUGAAUUUCUCCCAGCAGGUGCACAUCUACAAUCAACGUCACGUGGCCGGUGUGACCCUGUGCUCUGGCUGUGUCUUGCUGGAACGUGUGGAUCCCAGAGAGACUCCUGCAAAUCUCCUUGGUGUCCAGAAGCCCGCUGUGUGGAAGUUGCCAUUCCGUCUGGACGAUAUUCCCUACUUCGACACAUCCUUCAUGUGUCAUCCGGGUGAACAAAUGGCCCCACUUUCCGCGGACUCGGAUGAUGAAGCAUGGGACGCACCAAUGAAGCGUCGCAUCAAUUUAUCAGCUGAAAUAGCUUCUGCCACCCACAGUGCCUUCGUGGAUUCCUUCGACACCACCACCCACACCUCCUACGGCCUCAAGACCCAUUCCAUCCUCAAUGAACCCUUCUGCCGAGACUUUACGACGACCCCUCUCAAGAGGCGCGCCCCACAGCCUCCGGCAUCUUCUGGCAAUGCGACUAGGGACAAUCCAUCAGGUCGAUCAACGACACCCUACGAACGCGUAAGUGUGGGAGAAAUGCUGGGAAAAUUCGAUGAUAGUGUCUCAUUGAGUGGGAGGAGUAUGGUGUACAAGAAACGCCAAGCUCCUCAGCCCCCAGCCUUUGAGAAUGGACAUUCACCCCAAAGGAUUGUUCCUGUCAGGAGAUCAGAUUCAGGGGCGUCGGAUUUAGAACAGAGACGCGCUCCAGAUGAAUACUCAUUGAGGAAGAUUGAUCCUGUGCGUGAGAUGAAGAGGAUUGCUCAGAGAAACAACAGUGAAGAUGACACCGAUGAGCCACCAUUCAACUUCCAAGGAAUGUUGAGGAAGACAACUUACAAUCGCGCCUCAAUGAAACGUUCCACUGACAAUAGGAUGUCUCUUCCUGGUGAGGAGUACAUUCAGUCCAAUGGAAACAUCUCUCCUGUGGACAAUGUGGUCUUCGAGAGCCGUGUCCUGACUCGUCCAAAGUCCUGCCAGGGCAUCGUGGAUGAUAAUCUCAAUGAAAGUCUCAGCCCGACAUCGAGCUUGCGCCUAAGGAAACUCUCCCUGCAGCAGGAUAAUCUCCUGACCAUGGAUGACAUCAAUGAGAACCAUUUGCCGACCUUAGAGACCCUUGGAGAGUACAUUUGCGAAGAAAUAGCUCCUGGUAUCAUCCUCGAAGGAUAUGCCGAUGAAGUUUGAACAAAAUCAUGCUUAAUAGCUGUGAUUCUUUCAAUUAAAAAUAAUACCGAUGGGCAAUUCAAUUACCUUGAAGGAAAAUCUGGUUAAACCGAACGUGUCUUUCUGAUUCAAAUAUGACUUACUGUAUCUAUCAAUUAAACGGAGGCUGCCAAACUCCGGAAGGCUAAAAUCCCAAAAGCCAAAAUCCCGAACGCCAAAAUCCCGAAAGGAUCAAAAUCCCGAAAGCUAAAAUCUCGAAUGAUCAAAAUCCUGAAAGAAAUGAAACUACUAUAUGCCCCAGCAAGUACGAGGGCAAUCGUGGAAGUAGCUGUGACACUUUUAAGAACUCGAGAUUUUGGCUUUCGGGAUUUUGACCGGGACCCCAGUUUUCAAAUUUUACUGACUGGAUUGGAUCGAAUUGGUUUUGUUUACUGAAAAAACUUGAUACUGCUCAGGAAAAUGGCUUUGUGAUCAGUGUGAACAGUUCGAUGAAAAUUAAGAUUCAAAGCUUUGUCAGAAAGGAUUUGAGUAAGAUAUGAAGACAUACAAAUCUGAUUUAAUUGGUUUUGUAUACUGAAAAAAUUGAUAAAGCCAUUUUCUUGAGCAGUAUCAAUUUUUUUUCAGUAAACGAAACCAAUUCGAUCCAAUUCAGUUAGUAAAAUUUGAAAAUUGAAACACUAGAAAAUACUCAGUCAAUGAAAAAUCGAUUUUGAUUCAAAGAAAACAAUGUUAAUCAAUAAAAAAUGAUCUUGGGUAGCGAAAAUUCAAUUUUAAUCAAUAAAAAAUCGAUUUUGAUCAAUACAGAACCAAUUUUAAGCAACUGAGACUCAACUUUGAUCAAUGAAAAAUUCGAUUUCGGCUAAUAAUGCUUCUGGCACACUUUUUAGCUUGGUAUAAUUCCACGAAAUUAAAUUUCGCGACCCUUUCUUUCUCAAAAGAUUCACAUAAAUAUUUCCCACUCUUUCGGUCUCAAAAUUCGACUGAUCUAAAUUUAAUUCCGUGUGAUAUUAAAAAGAAGAAGAAGAGUGCGAAAGAGUAGGAUAGACAUAUAUAAAGCUUUAAAAAAAAAUUAAUUUGAAUUUUGAGUUUAUGAAAUUUUGUUGAUCUAAAACUAAAAGUUGUGUCGAAAUAAAAAAUCAAUUUUGAUUAAUAAAAUUUCAAUUUUGAGCAGCUAAUAUUCCUAAAAUUCAAAUUUGAGCAGUUAAAAAACUAAUUUUGAUCAAUGAAGAAUUCCAUUUUGGUCAAUAAUAGCUCGGGCACAUCUUCUAUAUCAGAAAAAUUCCAUGAAAUUGAAAUUAGAUUUCCUCUCUUUCUCACACGUUUUGCAUACGUCUAUCUCACUCUUUUGCACUCUUCUUCUUUUAAAUAUCACAACAAAUUCAAUUUAGCUCAAUUGAAUUUGGAGUGCGAAAGAAUGAGAUAGACAUAAUGCAAAACAUUUGAGAAGGAAAGGGACGUAAAUUUUGAUCUCAUGAAAUUUUCCUGAUUUAAAAGGUGUAUCGGAGACAUAAAAGAACAAUUUUAAAUAUUAAAAAAUAGAAUUUUUUAUCAGUAAAACGAUCAGUUUUGAGGAACUAUAAAAAUCAAUUUUGACUAAUAAAAAAUUAAUUUUGGUCGAUUAAAGGCAAUUUUGAUCAAUAAAAAGAUUAAUUUUAGCAGUUGAGAAUCAAUUUUGAUGAAUGAAAAAUUUUAUUUUGGUCAAUAAAAAGCCAUUUUUUCAAUAGAAAACAAAUUUGAUUAUUUUCAUCAAUAAAAUGAUUAUUUUAGGCAAAUAAAAUUCAAAUUUCGAUCAAUAAAAAAUCAAUUUUGGUCAAUUAAUAAUUAAAAACAGUUUUAAUCAAUAAAAAAUACAACUUUGAUCAAUAAAAAAUAUUUUUGGGCAGUUGAAAAUCAAUUUUAGACGAAUAAAAAAUUCUAUUUUGUUCAAUUAAAAAAAAACUAUUUCGAUUAAUAGAAUGAAUAAUUUUUGGCAGUUAAAAAAUCAAUUUUGAUUAAUUAAAAAUUCGAUUUUGGACAAUAAAAUGAAACAAUCUCGGUUGAUUAAAAAAAAAGAAUUAUGAUGAAUAAAAAAAAAUUUUGAACAAAUAAUACUCAAAUUUUACCAAUAAAAUAUAAAUUUUGGUCAAUUUAUAAUUCAAUUUCGGUUAAUAGAAAGAAAUAUAAUUUUCAUCAACAAAAACAUCAAUUUUGAUCACUAAAAAGAUAAAUUUUGGACCCUGAAAAAUCAAUUUUGAUCACCAAAGAGUUCGAUUUUGAUUAGGAAUGGCUUCGGCAUACCUUUUAGAUCAGGAAAAUUUAAUAAAGUCGAAAUUCACAUCCUUUUCGUUCUCAAAGGUUCUUGAUAUGUCGAUCCUACUCUUUUGCACUCUUCUUCUUCUUCUUCUUUUGAUCAUUACAACAAAUUAAAUUUAGUUGAUUCCAAUUUUCAAUUCGAAAAAGUGGGUUAGACUUAGACAAACCUUAUAAGAAAGACAGGGACGUGAAUUUUGAUUUCGUACAAUUUUACCGAGAUGAAAUAGAAUGAUCAAUUUUGCGCAGUUAAAAAUCAAUUUUGAUCAAUAAAAAAACUAUUUUGAUUAAUAAAGGGAUAAAUUUUGGGCAGUUAGCAACAAAUGUUGUUCAAUGAACAGUUCAAUUUUGAUUAAUGAUGGCUCUGGCACACCUUUUAGCUCGGUAUAAUUUCAUAAAAUCAAAAUUCGGGUCCUGUUUUCUCUCAAAAGAUUUAUAUAAGUCUAUCCCACUCAUUCGAUCCGAAAUUCGACUGAACUAAAUUUAAUAUGGUCUAAUUUUUAAAAGAAGAAGAAGAGUGCGAAGGAGUAGGAUAGACAUAUGCAAAGUUUUAAAGAAAGAAAAGGGAUGUGAAUUUCGACUUCAUGUUUUUUCCCGAUCUAAAAGGUGUACCGGAGCUAUAAGAAACAAAUUUUAAUCAAUAUAGAAAAGAUCAAUUUUGGUCAUUUCAAAACUUAAUUUUGACCAAUGUUGAUCAAUAGACAGUCGGUUUUUGGUUAGUAAAAAAAUUAAAUUUCACUCAGAACAGUUCAGUAAAACUUAAAAAUUUAAUACUUAUUAAGUUUAUUACAUCAAGUUUUUUUUUAUUUAUGAUAUUACAGAUCUUUUGGCGAACAUCAUUAUUUAAAGUAUUAAAUACUGAAUAAUUUCUUACCUCAAGAAUUUUUUAAGGAGUUAUGGAAUAAUAAACAAAUGAAACUCUUAGUAACGAGCAGUGAAAAGUAAAUAGCAUGAAUAAGCCUUAAGACUAAGUGCAUAAUUAAGGCCUUAUUUUAUGUAAUUGGCUAAAGCUCUUUAACAAUGCUUAUAAUUACGCCAUUGAUUGUACCACGUCUAACUUAUCUGGCGUACGAGAAUAAGUAAUUACUAAAUCGGAUAUUAGGGUAACGUGUGGUAUUUCCGGACAAGGUGCUUUUCGGGACAUAGUAUGGGUAUUUUGGGACACAUAAAAAUCCUAUAAAUAUUUGUUUCCUAAUUAUUUUUUAAGUUCUAUAUGAAAUAUAAUAUUAUAUUGUUUACGUAUCAGAUAAAUAUAAAACUUCUGAAAUUUUAUUUAAUUUAAAGUGUGAAAUACGCGUGAAUUUUGAGUGUCACAUUUCAUUUUUUACAAAACCUUCAGUGGUCAAUUUUGCAGAUGUCAAUACAAAUCGUGCUUAGUUUUUUUCGAUUUAAGUCACUUUAUAAGCGAAAUUUAAACAAAAUUUUUAUGAAAGUGUGGAGUUUAGAACUUCUACUUAAAGGCAAAUAUUCAGGCACGGUGAAAUUUAUUUGCAUGAUAGCGACUUUUGUCUGUCCCAAAAUACCCAACUGUCCCGAAAUAUACCACUCUUACUUCUUUACAUUUUUUGCUUUUUUGUAUAAAAAAUGAUGUAUUUUUCAACAUUUUUCGAUAAGAAUCUCAUUCUGGAUAGCAUAAGGAACAUAAAUAUUUGUAUCAAUAAAGAAAAAAAUUGAGAAAUCGAUAAACUGUUUGAAACUUGAAAGUGCUAAAAAGUGUCCCGAAAUACCGCACGCUACCCUAUGCUGUAUCAAUAUUGUUAUUGCGUAAACCGUCUCUAAAUCAAUUUUCCUACAAUUCAGGCCAAUUUUAUGUCACAAAUAAAUAUUUCCUCAUAAACAUUUCAAUGCGAUAUCUCUCAAAUUAACUAUAUUUCAAGCGAAUUUUCAAUGAAAGAAUCAUGGCUUUUAUGCAUAAGUUUGAACAAACUUAUCAUUAGCUGUAUCUAUGAAAAUCAAUCUCAUAUUAUUUAUGCUCGCACGAGUUUUAGUUUUCCGCAUCAGAAACACACACACAGAGAAUAAAUUAUGAUUUAUGCGAA
Molecule: messenger RNA, 9299 nt
Organism: Phlebotomus papatasi
Lineage: Eukaryota; Metazoa; Arthropoda; Insecta; Diptera; Psychodidae
Gene: ninaC
Product: neither inactivation nor afterpotential protein C
Exons: 9
Coding region: 343-4992 (1549 amino acids)
Biological process (GO): protein phosphorylation
Cellular component (GO): myosin complex
Molecular function (GO): protein binding; ATP binding; protein tyrosine kinase activity
Source: RefSeq, a predicted model, not a curated record